Molecule: messenger RNA, 3819 nt
Organism: Gymnodraco acuticeps
Lineage: Eukaryota; Metazoa; Chordata; Actinopteri; Perciformes; Bathydraconidae
Gene: hrh1
Product: histamine receptor H1
Exons: 2
Coding region: 1447-3090 (547 amino acids)
Biological process (GO): adenylate cyclase-activating adrenergic receptor signaling pathway
Cellular component (GO): plasma membrane
Molecular function (GO): G protein-coupled acetylcholine receptor activity
Source: RefSeq, a predicted model, not a curated record
UAACAAGAUAUGGACGUGUUUGUCGAUUGAGCUGAAAGCCUAAAGUUUUUCGGCAGCCCGCGGCUCAACAGGUUGGUUGGUUUAAUUCCAUUAUUCAUUGUGAUAAAGCGGCUCCAGGUUUCAUAAUAUGAAUGUGUGUUCCCGCUCUUUAGCAAUGAAAUCAGGGAGGCAAGGGUCAUUACAGAUAAUUAUAUUGAACAAUUAGCGUUGGAUAAAUAGCCUGUCCUAUUCUGGUGCGAUAAGGAGAGGUGUUCUGCUCAAAUGCAGGGAAAACACGCAACAGUAUUCCGUGAGUAGGCUAAUAUAUUCCAUAAAUGUUAGUGUUGCGGAGACAGUUAUAGUGUACAUUUCAGAGGAUAUGAAACCAGUGAGAGAAUAUGUUUCCAAUCACACAUUUCAGCUCAGAUCCAUAUUCAACGACAAAGAGAUUCAUCCAAGCUAAUGAUAAAUAACGUUUCUACUUCUUGGGUGGAUUCAUUUCACACACAUUUCUAGUAUAUGCUUAAAAUAUUAUGCAUAAAUGUAUAAUACCGUAUGUACAGGAGUUUCAGUUGUGCCUUCACGGUAAUUGGUUCAAAUGUGGCAUAACAACUUCUUUAUCACCACUCUAAAGCUUUGAGUGUUGGAAUAUAUCAGUGUCUCUACCUGAUUUAAUUACAUCUGUAAGGCUACUCAACAUUCAUCAACAUCCACAGGAUAGUGCCAUAGUUUGUUAACUGCCUCCAUUAUGAUCAGUCUCCCUGGCUUAGUUACAUGUAAUUAUUGAAUUUCGUGGAGCCACAAGAUGUAAACACAGGGGAUUGAUGGGAGCAAGGAAAUGUUAAUACUCAUUUUAAUAUCAAUGAUGACAGUUAGAGUGAGUCAUACUCUGAGGAUGCUCUAAUAAAAAAAAACCUUGGAUGGGAGGUGUUUUUUCAGACUAAGAACUCAACACUUUCUGUUUUUUAUGAGUCAUCUGUGAGUAAGCAGGCACACAAGAAAAUUCAUAUCCUCUGGAUAAAUAGUGAUGAAGUAGAGAAUGGGGUUUUAAUUUUUCGUUGGAGUUCUGUUCUAAUCAAUAAGGAAGGUGUUUCCUUCCUCCGUUCCCCUCCUUGAAUUAUCAAGAUUUUGAUUAGAUAUUUACAUUUCAGUACAUUUGCUUAUUCAUGACAUGCCAAACCUACAUGUCCAUAAUCUGUAUUUUUCAUUUAUUUAUCCAUUCUGCAGGAUGGCUUUUGCUGUCUACCGUGACGUGCAAUUUGGAAUGAACUACAGAUCAAGACCACAAUGAUUAACGCCUUAAACUGGAUGAUAUCCCUCCUUUGACCAAACAUAUGAACUGGUAGUGAGGCUGUCAGUGAAUGAUCCAAACUGAGACAUGAGUAUGUUUUGGUGGACGGUUUAAAACACACUCUUCUACGAUUAUACAGGAUAUGACUGGAUCUAUAGGUGACAGUCUCACCUACCAUGAUGGAGUCCGGUCUGUCCCCUUCCACAGACCCUCUCCACCCUAACACACUAAGAUAUGUCAAUAACAGCAACAGCAGCUGGAGUGGCCUCCUCGAUGCAGAGGAUCUGAGGAGCAAUCACACCCUGACCCUCCAUGGCCGCUUUCAUAAUGCCUUGCUGGGGGUCAGCCUGGGGUUUCUUUCCCUCCUCACCAUCUUGAUGAACUUGCUCGUCCUCUACGCAGUGAAGAAAGAGAAGAGCCUCCACACUGUCGGGAACCUCUACAUUGUCAGCCUUUCUGUGGCAGAUCUGAUCGUAGGGACCACAGUCAUGCCUCUAAACCUUGUGUAUUUGUUGGAGGAUGAAUGGAAGUUGGGGCGGGCAGUCUGCCAAUUUUGGCUUAUUAUGGACUAUGUGGCUAGCACAGCAUCAAUUUUCAGCUUGUUUAUUCUGUGUUUGGAUCGGUACCGCUCUGUAAGACAGCCGCUUAAGUACCUGAAAUAUCGAACGCGAGGCAAAGCCACUGUGAUGAUUUCUGGAGCGUGGUUGCUGUCCAUGAUGUGGAUUAUUCCAAUUUUAGGAUGGAGGUCUUUCAGUCAUGUAGACCUUAAACCUGAGGAGGAGAACAAGUGUGACACUGACUUCCGCUUUGUCACGUGGUUUAAGGUUGUAACUGCCGUCUUUAACUUCUACGUACCAUCAAUUUUGAUGUUGUGGUUUUACACGCACAUUUACUUGGCAGUACGGCAACAUCUCAGAGACAGAGAGAGAAUCAUUAAUCCGACUGACUCGUUUGGGGAAAAUGAGAAUGGACAAAAUGCCCAGACGCCAGUAAAAAAUGACCUCGAAUUACCAAAGAGGGAAUGUAACGUUCCAAUGAAACUCUCUAAAAAACAUCGCUUGUUGGACCAGAACACUCUAGAUCAGCCAUAUUCCCUCGAAGAUCUCGAAAGAACUAAAAUAUCUUUAUCCAGAGCACACAGAAAAAUUGGUGUCAAGUGCCAGCAUACGUCGUUGCUAGCCAUGACAACCAAACGAUUCAGAAUGGGAAAAAAGGUCAAAGGUUGCUCGUUGUCUCCUGAGGAGAAGCAGUCAGACACUGAGAUUCCUCUGAAUCAACCUGCAGUGCCACAGGACAUUAACUGCCCAGAGGGGAAUAAUGAGAACAAAAUUCAAGCGUCUUUAAAUGAAUGUCACGUGACAGUGACAAAGUCAGUGAGUGGUGUCUGUGAUAUCAACCAGGUUUCAGAUGUGCAAAGAUACACCUCUGGUCUCUACAACAACUACGACCCCAAUCACACUCUGCCCUGGACCAAAGAAGAGGCUGAAGAUGCCACAUUGGAAUCAGCAAAUGCAGUGACUCUGAGACAGACGUGGCAAAGGUUUAUUGACCAAUCACGUCAGCGUAUCCAAAGCCUGAGGAUCCACAAGGAGCACAAGGCAGCCAAGCAAUUGGGCUUUAUAAUUGCUGCUUUCUUGUUGUGUUGGAUACCAUACUUCAUAGCUUUCAUGGUCAUGGCGUUCUGCAGAGAGUGUGUGCACCAUGACCUUCACAUGUUCACAAUAUGGCUAGGUUACAUCAACUCCACUCUCAACCCUUUUAUAUACCCACUGUGCAAUGGGAACUUCAAGCGAGUCUUCAAAAGUAUUCUCAAUAUUUGAUUGUGACUGAUAGUUACAUAAUGAAGAAGUAGAAUAGAAUCAUGGGGGUCAAUGUGCUGCUGAUAUACACAGAUACAGUAUAGAGAAAACAUCUGUUGCAUCAAUUCAAUGUAGUAAUCACCCAUGGAUACAUGAGCUUUGUAAGUGCAGAUGAAAACAAUGUAUUUUUCAGUUAUUUUUGUUUGUUGUGAAUCUUAUUUUUUACAACUUUAUUCCCCUUCAAUUCCAACCCAUGGCAACAGCUCGGGGAGAUGUCUAACGUUAAUGUUAUUUAUUUUGUCUAUGUUGUGCUUAUGAUAACAAAGCAUGUCUAAGACCAGAAAUGCUAAAUAUCAAAAUAAUCUGAUCUCUCACCCUUGGUGAAAAGGAAUGUGAAUCUAGUGUGUUUGCUCUGUGGUCCAGAGCGGAGGAAAACUGUGUACAAAAAUGCAUUUUUGAAGAAAAACAUUUUAUUUAUUUGUAUGCACUAUAAAUGGUACAGAGAUGUAACAUUAUACAUUCUAUAUUUAACAUUUUACAAACAUGCAUUUGUGAGCAGUUUUUACACUGUUUCCUCAUCAUUAAAAAAGGAUUUGGAACAUUAAUUUCCUUUCAAAUCAUCUGUUGAGCUGUUAGCAGGGAGGUUGAUUUGGGAUCUUCUCAGUUGAGUCUUUAUUUUACCCUUUUUUAUUAAACCUAAAAAAGAUUUCAUUGUGUUUUCACACAUUAAAAUAACGAUGUUCAUGAUAA